Prunus armeniaca (apricot) is the source of this 1854-nucleotide messenger RNA. The record is from the annotation of a GenBank genome assembly. Lineage: Eukaryota; Viridiplantae; Streptophyta; Magnoliopsida; Rosales; Rosaceae.
AUGGGGUUUCCAGUGUCCUGCCCACUUUCUGAUUUUGAUGAUUUGGAUAGUCAUUGUGGAGCUGUUCUUGUAAGUCCAGUUAGUCUUAGGAAAGAAGAAGAGAGGAAGCCCUUGCGGUCAUUAAGCUCCAAUAGCCCUGAUUCAGAACCAACCACCACAAAUGGUUCAGGAAAGAUGAAUAUUGAAGGAUCGCUUAGCUUUGAAGGGAAGGAGUUAAACACCAAUCCCUUAACAAAGACAUGUUCGGCAGAUAUGGAAAACAAUUCGUCUACCAGAGCAGAAAGCGAUGCUGGAGACCCGUUGCAGACAUCUGAAAACCAGUCCCAGGAGCCAGGAAAACACAGAUACCAGGCUGCAUUGAAGUUGCAGAAAGUGUAUAAAAGUUUCCGCACGAGAAGACAGCUAGCAGAUUGUGCAAUUCUUGUUGAGCAAAGAUGGUGGAAGGCACUAGAUUUUGCUGAGCUCAAACGGAGCUCAAUAUCAUUUUUUGACAUUCAGAAACCCGAGACAGCUGUUUCUCGCUGGUCUAGGGCAAGAACCAGAGCUGCCAAGGUGGGAAAAGGUUUGUCUAAGGAUAAAAAGGCCCGUAAACUUGCUUUGCAGCAUUGGCUUGAGGCAAUUGAUCCUCGACAUCGCUAUGGCCAUAAUCUUCACUUUUAUUAUGCGAAAUGGCUCCAUUGUGAGAGUACACAGCCCUUCUUCUAUUGGCUUGACAUAGGAGAUGGAAGAGAAGUCAACCAUGAAGUAUGUCCUCGGCCAAAGCUUCAAACACAAUGCAUCAAGUAUCUUGGCCCAAUAGAAAGAGAGGCUUAUGAAGUUGUAAUGAAAGAUGGGAAGUUCAUUUACAAGCAGACUGGAAAUCUUCUUGAUACAACAGAAGUCAGAGAUGCUAAGUGGAUAUUUGUCCUUAGCACAUCCAAGACCUUGUAUAUUGGACAGAAGAGCAAAGGUACGUUUCAACAUUCAAGCUUCUUGGCAGGUGGAGCCACACUCUCUGCUGGAAGAUUAGUGGUGGAACAGGGAAUUCUUAAGUCAGUUUGGCCUCAUAGUGGCCAUUAUCUCCCAACAGAGGAAAAUUUUCAGGAAUUCAUGUUGUUCCUUAUUGAUCACAACGUAGAUCUCACAAAUGUUAAGAGAAGUGCAGCUGAUGAUGAAGAAGGAGGCCUCAGCAAAAAGAGCAGCAACAUUGGAAUUCGAAACAGUCCCAAAAAACCAAAUCCAUCUAAAGAUACUGGAACAACAAAUGCUGAAGGCUCAGGGCAAGAUAGCACUGAUCCAAGCAAUGAGGACUCUAACCCUGUAGAAAAUGCUAAUCCUAUUCUGUCAAGAUUGCCUGAAAGAUUCUGCUCAAAGAUAGCCAAACUUGAAAUACCACAAAGAAAUGAUGCGUUUGACAUUCUCAAGGAGGGAAUACCAAUAACUUGUCGCGAAUAUUUUCCAGAUUCUGCUUCCGACGAUGGUUAUGAGACGGCUGAAGAAUCGGUCUUAACAGAGGAAGAUUUCAUGAUCCCUAAACUAAACUUGUUUGAAGACGAUGAAUUUGAAGAAGACGAAAAGCCAGUGCCAAAAGAGAAAAUCAUGCAAAGGAUUGAUUCACAUAAAGGAAUGAAGUCAUAUCAGUUGGCUCAGCAAUUAACCAGUAGGUGGACAACAGGAGCUGGACCGCGGAUUGGUUGCAUGAGGGACUAUCCUUCGGAGCUUCAGUUCCGAGUUUUAGAGCAAGCCAACUUGUCUCCAAGAAGAACUGGAAGAAGUCCCCGGCCCUUGCUUCCAUCUCCUUUAAGUACAGAGAGAAUUGCAGGGAAAAGUCCCCUUGGCCCUCGGAAGAGCAAGAGACACAACACCAUAGGCUGA